CGAACUCACUGACAUCAGCCUGCCUUUGCCUCCCAAGUGCUAGGAGUAAAGCGUGCACCACCACCCAGCAAGGGGCCACUUUUCAAAGAACUCUCUAUGACAGAGAGAAGCUAAAGAAAAUGUCAGGUGGAAAGAUGGCUCAGUGGGUAAAAACGCUUGCCACACAGCCUGACGCUCUGUGUUCGAUCCCACCCACCUUAGCGGUACUGUGCACCUGUACCAGCACUCCUACUGUAGGAGGCGGAGAUAGAAUCAGCUGAAGCUCCUGGUGGGCAAGCCUGGAGCGAGCAGUGCAGAGAGACUCUGCCUCGGCAGGUUGGUUGGAGACUGACCUCCACGCAUGCACCACACACAUUUGUGUAACCCAGGGUUUAUCAAGUCUACUUAGAACUGGAAUCUGAACUGUUUCAGGCUAUUCUGCCCCCACCUGUUCUGUGUGGUCACACCAAAAUGUACCACAAGGCUGUAGAGAUGGCUCAGCUGUUAAGAGCACUGGUUGCUCUUCAAGAGGACUCGGGUUUGUUCCCCAGCACUCACAUGUCGAGCCCAUCUGUUUAUAGCUUGCAGGUCCAGGGGACCUAACGUCCUUCCUGACUUCUGUAGAAUGCAUGUGGUGCACAGACAUACACAUAACUUCAAAAAAAUUUAAAAGAUACCCACAUAUAUGCAUAAUCUUUGAAAUGUGUUCAGUGUUCAGGUUGAGAACAUAUUUUAAAAGGAGAAAUAGUAAUCAAAUAGGCAUCGCAACCCAUUGGUUUCAGAAACAGUCUGCUUCCCUGUGGGCAUGGUUUCCCUUGGCCUCCAGCCUCUCACACUUGGUGCUGGAGGGUGACUGUCUCUGAAGCUAAUUUGAAAAGCAAAUGGACUGUGUUUGCCUUUUCCAAACCCUUGCUUUUUAAAAAGUUGUUUAAAAACGUUUUUUAAAAGUUGUUCCUUAAUGCCGUCUAAAUUUGUUCUACAGUGUUUCAGAGUUUUAGGUUAGGUUUCCGAGAAAUGGAAACGCCUUAAACUCCCUAGUUCCCUGACAUGGUGUAAAAUUAGGUCAAGGCUGGUGUCUUUUGGAAGCAAAGCUUCCUCCUGAAAGCCUGAUCUUGGCGAGGGUAGGCCCACAGGCGCUGGGGAAGCAGCUCCAGAGGUCCCCGGAUCACCUCUGCUUGACACCAGCACUUGGGGUCCCGCAAGGCGGCGGGAGGAGGCCCGCACUGGGGUCUCUACCCUGAGGACAAAGGGUGCAUCUGGGCUCUGUGCUGCAGCCUCUGCUGUUGAGGUUUGUCCCAGCCCGAUUGCUCACCACGUGGGCGCCACCUGGAGGCGGGGCAGGGGCACUCCGGGCAACUCCUCCCCUGCCGCCCAAUGGACAAUGGCUUUGCUUCGGGACCCGCGCUGAUUGGCCGCGUCGGACCCGCCCCUCCCUGGAUAUAAGCGCGAAGCUCGGAAAGACUCCAGUUGGUCUCAUAUUUGGCAAAGUCCUGAUCUUCCCGGCGCCAACAUGCAAAAGAACGCCUCCCCUAGCGGCUACCUGCCCAACUUCCAGCACUUUGCCACUCAGGCCAUUCACGUGGGACAGGAGCCCGAGCAGUGGAAUUCACGCGCCCUGGUGAUACCCAUCUCGCUGGCCACCACUUUCAAGCAGGACUCGCCAGGCCAGUCCUCGGGUUUUGUAUAUGGCCGCUCUGGAAAUCCCACAAGGAACUGCUUGGAAAAAGCAGUGGCCGCUCUGGACGGGGCAAAACACAGUUUGGCCUUUGCUUCAGGGCUAGCUGCCACCACUACGAUUACCCAUCUGUUAAAAGCUGGAGAUGAAGUCAUUUGCAUGGAUGAAGUGUAUGGAGGCACCAACAGGUACUUCAGGAGAGUGGCAUCUGAAUUUGGACUGAAGGUUUCUUUUGUGGAGUGUUCCAAUAACAAAUUGCUAGAGGCAGCAAUUACACCACGAACCAAGCUUGUUUGGAUUGAAACACCCACAAACCCAUCCUUGAAGUUGACUGACAUCGAAGCCUGUGCACAAAUCGUCCAUAAGCAUGGAGACAUCAUUUUGGUUGUAGAUAACACUUUCAUGUCUCCAUAUUUCCAGCGACCUUUGGCUCUGGGUGCUGAUAUUUGUAUGUGUUCUGCCACAAAAUACAUGAAUGGCCACAGUGAUGUUAUCAUGGGAUUAGUGUCUGUUAAUUCUGAUGACCUUAAUAAUCGGCUUCGUUUCCUGCAAAAUUCAAUUGGAGCGGUUCCUUCCCCUUUUGAUUGCUACCUCUGCUGCCGAGGCCUGAAGACUCUACAGGUCCGGAUGGAGAAACACUUCAAGAGUGGGAUGGCAGUGGCCCGUUUCUUGGAAUCGAAUCCCCGGGUAGAAAAGGUUAUUUAUCCUGGGCUACCCUCUCACCCUCAGCAUGAGCUGGCCAAGCGCCAGUGCACAGGCUGCCCGGGGAUGGUCAGUUUCUACAUCAAGGGUGCUCUGCGGCACGCCGAGGCUUUCCUCAAGAAUCUAAAGGUGUUUACUCUGGCUGAGAGUCUGGGAGGAUAUGAGAGUCUAGCCGAGCUCCCAGCAAUCAUGACCCAUGCAUCUGUGCCUGAGAAGGACAGAGCUACCCUUGGGAUCAGUGACACACUGAUCCGACUCUCUGUGGGCCUAGAGGAUGAAAAGGACCUUCUUGAAGACCUGGAUCAAGCUUUGAAGGCAGCGCACCCUUGAAGUUUGAGUUGAAGCUGGCAUUCCAGUGCUGCCGUCAGAAGCUGCAUCCAAGGGGUCAGAUCUUCUAAAUAACUGGACAGACCAUUAAGGAGCAUUUGCAGAAUUUCCCAGAGAACAUUUUAAGGCACCUAAUGACUUUUACAGCUAUAACCUUCUGGGGGUCUUCCCUGUUAAGGAUUGUCUUCUGUUUGUCUUCCCCUAACUGACAGGUUGGUUCUGUUAGUAUCAUUUUGGUAAUUUUGCUAUAUUUGUAUCCAAGGAAGUGAGAAUUGUACUGUUUGGGGGAUUAUGUUGUUGGACUUUUCUUUUUUCUGUAGCCUAAGAUGUAUUUUAAUCAUGUUUACAGUGUCAUAAUUUAGUAUUGAUGUUUUAUGAAGUUAAAUUAUUAAAUGAUCUUAAGUCAACCGUGAUUUUUUCCAUUUUGCUGAAAAUUAUUGAAAGUGAUGUUUUUUAUUUAAUUACCACAAGUCAAAAAUCAAAUAUUUGAAAUGCCUACUGUGAAGUUCUAGUGACUAAAGGUUGUCCUUGAUAUUUGUUAUUUUUCUUAAAUAAAUCUAAUUAUCAAAUGCA
Messenger RNA from Peromyscus californicus insignis, 3256 nucleotides. It is a transcript of the gene Cth, whose product is annotated as cystathionine gamma-lyase. Gene Ontology annotation, biological process: transsulfuration. Lineage: Eukaryota; Metazoa; Chordata; Mammalia; Rodentia; Cricetidae. Gene Ontology annotation, cellular component: cytoplasm. The record is from RefSeq and is a predicted model, not a curated record. Gene Ontology annotation, molecular function: cystathionine gamma-lyase activity; pyridoxal phosphate binding. The transcript is spliced from 12 exons. Bases 1490 to 2686 code for a protein of 398 amino acids.